ACUUUUGGUUUGACGUUUAAUAAUUCAAAAUCAAGGUUUUCUAACCUUGCUUUAUUGUAUAACAGUAGUAUACUAUAAAAAAGAAAGAACUGCAUAAAAAGUGGCAAAUUUUAAAUUAAAAAGACAUUUAGGGCUUCAAAAAUAUCUAUAUUAUUACAGUACAACAUAAAUUACUUUGUAUUUUAUUCAAUUAAUGAAAACUAUUAGCAAAAGUAAAGUGGAAUUUCUAGAUAGACUCCAAACAAACAAUUGGCUGUCUUUUUGUAUUACUAACGUGUUAAAUGUGGCCUCUAGAGAAUUUUAUUUCUUAUACUCAACAAAAUGGAUCUUUGCCUUCAAUUAUACACUUUGAAGAGGAAGACAAAUUUGUAACUUUUACCUAUGUGGAAGUCUUUAAUUUCUAUAUAAAAUUUAAAGGAAUUAUGGCAGAAAUCAUGCCCCGCAAGUGGCAGUGCAUAGGGUUAUUGAUGGAUUUUAAUGAAUACAUUCCUUCUAUUAUCUUAAGCUUACUGGAUGAGCAUACAUUUAUGUUUUUGGAUCCAAAUAGUGUGGACAAUAGCAGCAUAAUUCAUGAAAUUGGACUUCAAUGGAUUAUUACAUUUCAAACACCCUUAACAAAUUUAAAAAAUACCAGUAAACAUGUAGCUACCCUCAUUGAAGGUUUAGAAGUAUACUUUUUGGAUUCUAAAGGUGAUCAUGAGUACUCAUUUGAUGAUAUAGCCUAUGUUAUUUCUUCAUCGGGAACAACAGGAAAGCCAAAGCUGAUACGAGUUCAGAAUUUUUGUAUAUUUUCAAAUAUUUUAUGUUUAAGGAAUGUUUUCAAAUUGGAAAAUAAUGAUGUUAUUUACUUUGGGACACCAUUGACUUUUGAUCCUUUUGUUGUGGAGCUUUUUUUGGGACUUACACUUCCUUGCACCCUUGUAUCAGUUUCAUCGAGGAUUAAAUUAAACCCUACAUUGCUUUACAAGAUAAUUUCUUUAAAGAUGGUGUCUUUUUUACAAAUUGUACCUUCAGUAUUUAUGCGGUGGGGGAACGGAAUUAUUGAAAACGUUCUAAACAGUUCUUCUUUGAAAAUAUUGGCAUUUGGAGGCGAAAAGUUUCCUGAAACAAUUCUUAAUUUCAAAAUUAAUGAGAAUAUUACUAUUUUUAAUUUGUAUGGUAUAUCUGAAGUGUCUUGCUGGGCUUCAGUUUCUAAAGUUUUGUUGAAUGAGGAAAUUAAUUUGGGAAUUCCAUUAGAAGACACUUUACUUGAAGUGCGUGAUAAGGAGGGGCUUAAAAUUGUUGAAGGGCAAGGAGAAUUAUUUAUUGGGAGCAAUUUGAGACUUUGUUUAAUAGAUAAGGAAUCAUCUUUAAAUUUACAAAAACCUGUUUUCAGAGCUACUGGAGAUUUAGUUAAAAUAAUUAACAAUUCUUUUGUAUUCAUGACCAGAAAGAAUAACGUAAUAAAACGUUUGGGAAAUAAAAUAAGUUUGAGUCAAGUGGAAGAACUUAUUUUUGAGAGAACUGGUUUAAACGCUGCUGCAGUUUGGUCUGAGCAAAAUCAAAAAUUCUACAUUUUUAUGUUAGUCCAAAUUGCUUAUCCGGAAAUAAAGGAUAAAGUAAAGGACAAAAUUAAACGAAAAUUAAUACAUUUACUACCCAAAGAGAUGUUUCCGGAUGUUUUGGAAAUUGUUCCCGCUUUUCCGACCNGUGCGUCAUUAAAAACUUCCGUUUUCGAACGUACGAAACUUUCGAUGAACUGCAAAUAA
Molecule: messenger RNA, 1748 nt
Organism: Agrilus planipennis (emerald ash borer)
Lineage: Eukaryota; Metazoa; Arthropoda; Insecta; Coleoptera; Buprestidae
Product: beta-alanine-activating enzyme-like
Exons: 4
Coding region: 282-1748 (488 amino acids)
Biological process (GO): amino acid activation for nonribosomal peptide biosynthetic process
Source: RefSeq, a predicted model, not a curated record